AUGAACAAGCAAAUUUGGCUCUGGCUGCUAGUAGUGGUCGCUGUGCCGGCUACCAGCCAGGCUAAGCGACGUCCUGUUAUAAUUCAAAUCAGGAAUUUUAGCUGCUCGAGUUUUAUUCCUUCACUGUUGCCCGAAUUGAGCUGCAGCAGCAACAAGAAGAGCGGCGAGGCAAUGUUGAGUGCGCGCUUCAGUCUGAGCGAAGCGAUUGAGCAGUUCAAUCUGAUGGUUGAUUUUGACAUUAUCAAAAAGGAUAACUCUAAGAUAAACAUACAGCAUGUCAAACUCGAUGGCUGCCAGUAUCUGAGCUCAGCGUGUAAGAAGAAAUUCCAAAGCGGCAUCUUUGAGACACUUUUCAAAGCCAGCAAUUUGCCCAGAGAAUGUCCCAUUCAACCCAACAUACUCUACGAGGUGCGCAACUAUACAAUUACGCUGGAAAAUAUUCCCAUGGCUAUGCCUGCCUUGACAUUCCAGGUCAAGGCCACAUUCUUUCGACUCAAACAAGCACUGGCCGAUGUUCUCAUUGUGGCGUCAGCUCGGUAUUAA
Drosophila arizonae is the source of this 543-nucleotide messenger RNA. RefSeq lists its product as uncharacterized. Lineage: Eukaryota; Metazoa; Arthropoda; Insecta; Diptera; Drosophilidae. The record is from RefSeq and is a predicted model, not a curated record.